GCUUUUGGGAUGCUCCGUUGUGCCACAGGAGGAAGGGCUCAGUCUCCUUGGCAGGAAUAGCUGCUCCCAACAGACCACUUCCGCCUGUCUCUUUGGCAACCACCCCAGGACGCCCUCGGCUUCAAACUCGCACCCCAUCUGAGCUGCUUGAGUGUUGGCACUCCAACGGAGCACUUUGUUUCAUCAACCCCCUCUUCAUAAAGGUUCACCAACAAGACGGUGACGACAGCACCACUUCAAAUCUCUCUAGCACAAGAAAUCAAGGCCUGAGGGAGGAACCCAUUAGCAACAGCCUGGAAACGACCAACAAGGACACUCGGUGCUCUUGUAGAGACAGUCCUCAGGUCUGUAGCGCUGAUCACAGUGACAGCAGCCUGUCAGGUCAAAGCAAUCUGCAGAGCCUUGGCAGAAACACAGAGUUACAAGACAGUAACAUUGAAACCAGCAGCAGCAAUCAGAAGCUGAGUACUGCAGACAGUGUGUCAAGCCCCCCACCUCCUCGUCCACCCCCACCUCGCUUUGUGGCACAACACUCAGCCCCUCCCGUCCGACAGCGCAGAAUGCCAGAGAAGAUCUCUUGGAUCAAUGUCCCAAAGGAGAAGGUAGAGGAGAGGGCCAGCCUCCUUUUUCGUCUGGGCUCCUCGCUAAGCAUCAGCCCUUCAUCCUCCCCUCCCAAAAGACUCAGCAUCAGUACUCCCAUAUCCAUUCCUUGUCCAUCCCUGCCCAUCUCUCUAUCAUCUCUCUCAUCCUCUCCACGUCAGACCAGGGCCUCACCAUCCUCCAGUCAGGAAGAUGCCCAGUGCCACUUGGCACUGGAGGACCACAAUAUUGAGAAAGCCCUCAUUAGGGCCAAACUGCUUAAAACUACCAGGGUCCCCGCCCAGGACUCCAGCAGUCCUCCAGACCUGUCACUGAUGACAACAAGCAAGCAUGCAGAAAGGACAGGAGAAGAAGCAGGUGAGGAAUGCAGUAGCGGAGGUCAGAGGCUAAGUGACAUGAGCCUUUCCACAGAUUCCUCAGACUCUCUGGAUCUGUCUUCAGCCUUCUUCCUUCCUCCUUUACAUGACCCUAGUCCCCCCACUGUGGCUGAUUUUAACACCCACCUCCCCUUCUCCCUCCCACCAUCCCAACUGCCUUACUGCAGCAUGGAGGAGGAUGAGGUUGACGAGGAUGACGAGGACGAAGAGGAGCCUGACAAUGGCGUCAGCCUCGAGAGUGACCAAGACCAGGACCUCACCAUGAUGCCACCAGGCCACCAUACAAAGCGUCGCUCUAGUGCCAGUGCUCUGAUCCUGCAGAAGGCCCUGCGAGGGCACCUGCACAAGAUGAGUGGGGUUUUCAACUCGCUGCUAACGCCCGAGAAGAGGGCGAUCCGCAGGGUGGUAGAGUUGUCCAGCGAUAAAGGCUCAUACUUUGGCUGCCUGGUGCAGGACUUCCUGAGCUACAUGGGCGAGGGUGCGGGCACCGAGGCCUGGCAGAGCUAUGCAUCUGGACUGGAGCUUCUGCAGACUCUCCGCCAGUUUAUCACUCAGAUGAAGAGCUACCUGCAACAGAGCUCUGAGCUGGAGCCGCCAAUUGAGAGCCUCAUUCCUGAAGACCAGAUAGAUCGUGUUCUGGAGAAGGCCAUGCACAAGUGCAUCCUCAAGCCCCUCAAACCGGUGGUGAGCGUAGCACUGCAAGAGUUCCAGGUGCGCAGUGGUGCGUGGCAGGAGCUGAAAGAGAACCUGUCAUUGGCUAAGGCCCAGCAGCCGCAGGAAAUGGGUGUGGCUGACACGCUGCCCCCAGACCGCGUGGCCAUAGAGAAGAUCAAGCUCAAGUUCCACACCAUGAGUAAACUGUACUCCCCUGAGAAGAAGGUCACUAUGCUGCUAAGAGUCUGCAAACUCAUCUACACCAUCAUGGAGGAAAAUUCAGGUCGGCUGUAUGGUGCUGAUGACUUCCUGCCCAUGCUGACCUAUGUGUUGGCCCAGUGCGACAUGCCCCAGCUGGACAAUGAGAUCCUUUACAUGAUGGAGCUGCUGGACCCCUCACUUCUCCAUGGAGAAGGUGGCUACUACCUGACUAGUGCCUAUGGAGCCAUGUCCCUGAUCAGAAACUUCCAGGAGGAGCAGGCAGCCAGAGUGCUGAGCUCUGAAACCAGGGACACACUCCACCAGUGGCACCGCCGACGCACCACCCAGCGCUCUGCUCCAUCUAUUGACGACUUCCAGAACUACCUGCGGGUGGCACUGCAGGAGCUGGACAGCGGCUGUACGGCCAAGACCCUACAGGUCCGACCGUAUGCCACUGUGGAGGAGGUGUGUCAGCUAUGUGCGCUAAAAUUUAAAGUGUCAGACCCUGAGAAGUACGGCUUGUUCCUGCUGUUGGAGGGCAGCAGCCAGCAGCUGGCACCAGACACCCACCCUCAGAAGAUCAAGGCUGAGCUUCACAGCCACUCAGAAGCCGUUCCCUUCCACUUUGUCUUCCGCCGCUUGACCAACAGCAACACCUCAUCAUCAACUUCUUUCGAUCCUAUGCCCAACCUCAGUAACCUCACUGUGACCUCUGACCUCAAUAUGGACCUGUCAGCCCACUCCCCCCAACCCACUCUCAGUUUAGGCCUCAUUCCUACUCUGAGCCACCUCAAUGGCAACUCCAUAUCUAUGUGACUGCAGCAGGGGGGCUGACUAAAACUUUGAGUGGGGUCUUUGUCUCCUAGCUGUGACUGUCGUCCGUUACUGAAGUAUAUUAAAAGACAGUACCGACCCAG
This is a messenger RNA of Micropterus dolomieu (smallmouth bass), 2749 nucleotides long. Its product is annotated as ras and Rab interactor 2-like. Gene Ontology annotation, biological process: signal transduction; vesicle-mediated transport. Gene Ontology annotation, cellular component: cytosol; endocytic vesicle. NCBI's taxonomy places the organism in Eukaryota, Metazoa, Chordata, Actinopteri, Centrarchiformes, Centrarchidae. The annotation marks the transcript as partial. The transcript has 5 exons. Gene Ontology annotation, molecular function: small GTPase binding; guanyl-nucleotide exchange factor activity. The record is from RefSeq and is a predicted model, not a curated record.